UGGAAACCUCCGGGUAGACGCAAGACCAUGAAGAGAGUGGAGCGAUCCUUAAUUUGGUGGUGUAAAAACGUGUCAGCGUCUUCUAGUUGUUUAUCUGUGUACAGCAGCCUCAGUGAUGAUGGAUCAUCCCCUAUGCUGGGGAUGAUGACCCCGAGACUCGUCGUGCUGAGAUGUCAUGUGGCCAUGCAGUGACUCCAGAGUCACUGACUGGAUGGUGUCGUAGUCUGCUGGACCAGGGUCAGCACAAGUUCCUAUGCCCUGCACUUCAAGAAGGCACACUACAAAAAUGCAAUGCAGAAUGGCCCUAUGUUGAAGUGCGGAGGUUGGCUGUGCUGACUCAAGAGGAGCAGAGCCAUUUUGAAGAGAUGAUGGCUGUCCUUGCCGCAGCCGAGUACUGCGAACACAAAACAUGUCCUGGAUGUCAGACAUUCGUCGAGAGAGCUGACAUUAUCAACCUCUGUGUCAUGUGCACAAUCUGCACGGCUGAGAAGGGUCAGACAUUUCAGUUCUGCUGGCAGUGUAUGAGAGAGUGGAAAGGCCCAGGCCCUCGAUCUGACCGCUGUAACAAUCCCGACUGCACUAAUCCUGACAUUGAAAAGCUGGCAAAAUGUUGUUAUAUAUCGCUACCUGAAGUCAAUAAUGUGAGCUGUCCCUCAAUGCGAGCUUGCCCCACUUGUGGCUGCCUUGCGGAGCAUGACACAACAGGGUGUAAGAAUGUCAUAUGUAUUCGCUGCAAGGUAGAAUUCUGCUUUGUUUGCUUGAAAGUCACUCGAGAAUGUUUGAAAACAAGCCGUCACUUCAUUGCCUGUUCAGAUGGGGUCGCACCACGACAGACUUCCAUUCCUUCCUGGAGAAGAAACUGAAAAACAUUGAAGAAACCAAACCUAAAUGAUGUUAACGUGACAUGAUAAAAUGUGAAAACUCUGUAGCUUGAAUGCAUUGCAAGUUGCUUUGAAUUAAAGUGUGUAGUACCAUGUAGUAAACUAUACUUAAAUGUUUAUUCCGUUUGUGCAUAAUAAUAAAAAAAAAUCAUGCACAGUA
Messenger RNA from Carassius auratus (goldfish), 1041 nucleotides. RefSeq lists its product as uncharacterized. Lineage: Eukaryota; Metazoa; Chordata; Actinopteri; Cypriniformes; Cyprinidae. The record is from RefSeq and is a predicted model, not a curated record. The transcript has 4 exons. Bases 171 to 863 code for a protein of 230 amino acids.